AUGUCGGCCAGCAACGGUUCGGCUCGCUGUUCACGUCGCAAGCUGUUUGCACCUACACCAAUUGGCACCAGUACGAGCAGCAGGACAAGCAGCCACACCGCCUCCGUCGCUGCCACCUCUGAGCAUGACAGUAGCCUACGAACGCCGAGUCUCGUCAACGGUGUCGAAUCAGACGCAGCGCUAGCAGCAUCCAUGUCGGCAUCCGAAGUACGUCGUUCGUACUCUCUACGUCGUCGUACGCGCACUGCUUCUACCAGCUCGACAAGCACUCAUACUCACAAUGCUACACAGAGCAAGUCCAAACGAACAUCCGCCAAGCGGUCUCGAGCAGCUCUUUCAUCUUGCACAGCCUCGGAAGAGGAAAGUGAUUCAGCUGCCGGUUCAGACUUCUGCCAGGACGCAGCCAACGAUACGUCUGAUCACGAUAGCGAUGUAUUUGGCGAUGAUUCGACUACGAACCGCAAGAAUGCGCGAGCCAGCACAUCGCGCAAGACGUCUCGAAAGAUCAAGGCGGACGACGAGAAGGAAUCAAGUCCGAAGCAGCAGCAGCAGCAGCGUCGAGCGAGCAAGUCGGUAUCUUUGUCACCCAAGAAGCGCGCAGCCUCAUCGCCGUUUUCGAUCUCGCCGCGAAAAGUGAGCAAGAAAGCGUGGAAAGUGAACCUGGAAGCGCACGAAGCGCAUCCCGCACCCUUGCACUGGGAGGAGGUGUACGCGCUUCUUGCCAAACAACGCACGCGCAUUGUCGCACCCGUCGACACGAUGGGCUGCGAGGAGAAUGGCCGACAGCACCGACGAGCCGACGCGCAUCGCGCACGCGAAUCGCCCGAGGCGUCCGCAAAGCGAGAAAGACUAGCAACCCUCGUAUCGCUCAUGCUGUCGUCUCAGACCAAAGAUCCCGUCACCGCCGAAGCCGUGUACAACCUGCAGCGAACAUUACCCAACGGCUUGUGCUUGCAGUCGUUACUAGACGCGGAUAACGAGAUGAUCUCGCAAUGCAUCUCCAAGGUAGGCUUUUGGCGCAGGAAGACAGGGUAUCUGAAGAGUGCAGCUAGGAUUUUAGCCGAUGAUUUUCAAGGCGAUGUUCCAAGGACAGUGGAUGAGCUGGUGAGCCUGCCUGGCGUAGGCCCCAAAAUGGCGUUUUUGGCUCUGAGCAGCAUGGGCAUCCAAGUGGGCAUCGGCGUCGAUACCCACGUUCAUCGCCUAACCAACCGGCUCGGCUGGCACAAGACCAAGACGCCCGAAGAGACCAGGCUCAACCUCCAAUCUUGGCUACCCACCCAAUUGCACGCUAACAUCAACCGACUACUCGUCGGCUUUGGCCAGGUCAUCUGCGUCCCAGUCGGCCCGAGGUGUGAUCUAUGCGAUGUAGGCCGAGCCGGUCUCUGCCCAAGCUUCCGGAAAGUUGACCCGAAGAGUAUCGAGAAACGCGUCAAAGUCGAGAUGCUUGCUAGCGACCAUGCCGGCGUGGCGCUGCACCACAAUUCGGUCAAGCUCAAGAGCGAAAGUGAGCACACUGCUGAGGCGAGGCUCAAAGUCGAGCUCCAAGUGGACGAUCCACAUAACACACACAUCCUGCAGGUGGCAGAUCUGAUCAAGCCACAAGUCGACCAACAGCAAAUAGCGUCGAUCAGCAUCAAGCAAGAAGACGACACCGACACUGUGUCGGUAGACAAAGCCUUGGAUUGGUAG
This is a messenger RNA of Mycosarcoma maydis (corn smut), 1689 nucleotides long. RefSeq lists its product as uncharacterized. The record is from RefSeq and is a predicted model, not a curated record. The transcript has a single exon. Bases 1 to 1689 code for a protein of 562 amino acids. Lineage: Eukaryota; Fungi; Basidiomycota; Ustilaginomycetes; Ustilaginales. Gene Ontology annotation, molecular function: oxidized pyrimidine nucleobase lesion DNA N-glycosylase activity; DNA binding; DNA-(apurinic or apyrimidinic site) endonuclease activity. Gene Ontology annotation, cellular component: nucleus. Gene Ontology annotation, biological process: base-excision repair; nucleotide-excision repair; base-excision repair, AP site formation.